CAAUAACAUACUGAUAGAAAAUAGAAAAAUAUCCUACUACAAUUUAAAAAAAAAAAUCAUUUUUAAAUAGUGCAUUAUAUAAUUACGUAAUUUUAGAAACCUAUAUUUUACAAACAAAAUAAAUUUUUAUUUAUGAGUUAAAUAAUAUAUUUUGAGAUAUGCAUUAUAUUAAAAUAUUACUAUACUUUUUUUUUUUUUAAAUAUAAAGUGUAAUAAAUAAUUGGUAGGCUAGGAAAGGCAUUAAAUCACAAAAAACUUUCUCAUCUUCAUUCAGUUCAGCUCAAUCUCAGGUACAGUUAGAUACUCAAGAUGCUGACGGACGAGGCAAAACUCUUGCUAGGCUUUCCUACUAAUUCUUGCCCAACUGCUUGUCAGGUCAAAGCUGCUUAUAGAAGGAAGGUAUGGGAGACUCAUCCUGAUUGCUUUCCAGUUCAUCUCAAACCUAAUGCAGAACUCAAAUUUAAAAUGAUUUCAGAAGCAUACACUUGCCUGCUUUCUGGUGCAAGACGAGAAGGUGAACAUGGAGUUGGAUAUUCGCGUGUUGUAAGAAGAGGAGUUCCUCGAGGAGGAAGAGGAGGGAGGAGAAACCAUGCACUGAUAGGACUUCCCUUUCUUUUUAUCAUUCUGGGAACUGCAGCACUGGGAGGAACAAAUAUCGCCAGGUCCUACAGAAAACAGAAGGCAGAUUAUCCUUCUCAUAAUCCUUUUCUCCCUUGAUUAAUCGUAACACACAGUGUGUAUAGAUAUGGUAUAGUCCUGUAUGAAAUGUAACUGAUUCAACAAGCACAUUUGUGUACUUGUGAAGUUGUUCAUAAGGUCAUGAAUCCAUUGAAGCAAUAAUCCUUUUAUCUGUUGUAUUUGCUUCGCGCACGACUGUUGCACAUUUGGUAAUUGAAAUUCCCCAUGUUGGUCUGGAAUCAGCUUUUCUCCAUGUUGAGACGUUAAAUUUGCACAUUUGGUAAUUGAAAUUCCCCAUGUUGGUCUGGAAUCAGCUUUUCUCCAUGUUGAGACGUUAAAUUGUUAGCUCGUUCUGUGCUUCAACUUAAGUGUCAUCCCUCUGCUACUUCAUAUCGGUGGUGUGAAGUAGACCCUUGUGGUCCAGCCCUUUCCCAGACCUCACAGAUAGCGGGAGCUUUAAUGCACUGGACUGCCCUUUUUUUUUUU
Molecule: messenger RNA, 1164 nt
Organism: Capsicum annuum
Lineage: Eukaryota; Viridiplantae; Streptophyta; Magnoliopsida; Solanales; Solanaceae
Product: chaperone protein dnaJ 72
Exons: 7
Coding region: 310-717 (135 amino acids)
Cellular component (GO): nucleus; cytoplasm
Molecular function (GO): protein folding chaperone; protein-folding chaperone binding
Source: RefSeq, a predicted model, not a curated record